CUCAAAUCUCCACUACUACCCCACCAUUCUCAUCUUUUACCACACCAGCAAAUUCAACACAGUAACAAACAAGAAUUAUUAGUAGCAGAAAAAUGGAGAGAGAGAGCGCCCAUUUCCGCCAAAACAGCAGCGACCUCUUCAUCUGCCUCUCCUCCUCCUCCUCCAUGAAGCUCUCCAAAUCCAUCCUCAGCCCCGCCCACCGCCUCCGCCCCUCCAAGGCCUCCCCCUUCUUCCCCAAGAAGCGCCUCGACGCCCACGAGCCCUCCUCCCCCAAAGUCACCUGCAUCGGCCAGGUCAGAGUCAAAUCCAAGAAGAAGAAGAAGAAGAGGGCCAGCCGCAGCCUCUCCGCCCGAAGGGCCGAGGCCAGUUUCAGAAAAAUCGAGGCGCAGCAGCGGAGCCAGGGAUGGGUGCACCUGCCGGUCUCCAUCUGCGACGCGCUAAGGACGUGCUUCUCCGUGGAGGGGAGGAGGAGGGAGAUUGAGCUGGUGGUCGGCGCCGGAUUUGAGGAGGAUGGUGGAGAUGAGGUGAGACGGCGGCGGCACGUGUUGGAGGAUGUUGUGGUUGAGGAGGAGGCGGCGAGAGUGAGCAUUUGCAUUCCCCCCAAGAAUGCGCUUUUGCUGAUGCGGUGCAGAUCUGAUCCAAUGAAAAUGGCUGCUCUGGCCAACCGCUUCCAUGUUCAACAAAUUAAGGAAGAGGAAUUGGAGAUUUAUGAGGUUGAAGAUAAUGUUGUAGUACAAGAAGAAGAAGAGGAGGAGGAGGAGGAGUCGAAUAUGUCAUCAUUUGAAGCUCUGCUCGAUCAAGAAAAUGCAGAGAAAUUGGAAGAUUGCUGCCCAAUUGAAUUGGAAGAAAGCAGCCCAGUUUGCCAUCUUGCUCCUUCAAUUGAAGAAGAAGAAGAAACAGAAGUAAUUGAGUCCAUCAAUGGAGGUGAAGAAAAAGAGCAAGAGUCGAGUGUUACACCGAAAGACUCGAUCUUGUUAGAUAACGAAGACGGAGAUGAAGACGGAGAGUCGAGUAUUUUAGUAAAAGAUUCGAUCUUGGUAAAGAAUGAAGAAGAAGACGAUGAAAAGGAGCAAGAGUCGUCGAGUAUUGCACUGAAAGACUCGAUCUUGUCGGAUAAGGAGCUGCAAAAUGGGCCGGAAGAUGAAGGGGAAGAGGCGACGAUUUUGCCGAAUAACGAAAACGAGGAAGACGAGGACGAUGAGAAAGAAAAGGAGAAACCUUUACUAUCGAAAGAGCAAGAUUCAAUCUUGUUAAAUAACGAAGAGGAAGAAGAGCAGCAAAAUGAGGUGGUGAUUUCGGAAAAGGAGAAGCCUUUGCUGCCGGAGUGCUUGCUGCUAAUGAUGCGAGAGCCGAAGCUGUCCAUGGAAGUUUCUAGAGAGACAUGGGUGUGCAGCACCGAUUUCACCAAGGCGCGGCCGCGGAGGGGCGAGCAGAGGCGGCUCAGCGUCGACUCCAAGGCGAAGCGGAUCCAGCCGCCGAGGUCGUCGUGCUCCCUGGCGUCGAUGAUACAGCAGAAGUUGGCCAAUGCGGCGGCGCACGAGCCCUUGGUGCUGACGAGGUGCAAGUCGGCGCCGAUGAGGGUUGUUGCGCGCUCCGCUGGAGUCGGGGUUUGAGCCGAGCUAGCUAGCCGCUACUGUGGAUGCUCUACAGCAAUGAUUGUUGGAAUCUUAUCGAGCUUAGUGUGAGAGUGAGGACUCUAUUACUGUGUUAGUGUGACUCUACUUUUGAUUCCUAGCCAUGUUUCUUCUCUGUAAAUCUUUUUUCUCUUUUCCAAUAUUUAGCUAUGAUUAUUUUUAUUGGUGAUGUAGUAAUGUUCAAUUUUAGAAUAAUGUCAUAUAUAUGAUUGGUGUUUGAUCA
Molecule: messenger RNA, 1857 nt
Organism: Salvia hispanica
Lineage: Eukaryota; Viridiplantae; Streptophyta; Magnoliopsida; Lamiales; Lamiaceae
Source: RefSeq, a predicted model, not a curated record